GGUGGCGCCGGCGCUGUGACUCAGCACGUGGGGCCGCGCCUGGUGGCGGGGCGCAGAGCAGGCAGCGCGGCGCACCACGCGCACAGCGGCCGGCGGGAGCGGAGGCGGGCGCGGAUUUCUUUCGAAGGUGCUCUCUUAUGUAGAAAGCUUUGCUCAUCCCAACUGCCCUGAACAAAAGACUAAGAACAUACCUACCUGCCUGUCUGAAGGAAGUGCCUGAAGGAAGGCACUAAAGCUCUUUCUUAAGCAGAGAUCAUCAGUGCCAACAACAUGGAGGAUGUUGACAGCUUGCAGUUUCGUCAGCUGCUCCUGCUCAUUGAUGAAAAACUGGGGGCUGAGGAUGUAGCAGCAUUAAAAUUUCUCUGUACUGACUUGAUCCCCUUCAGAAAACUGGAAAGCGUGCAGUCAGCAAUGGACAUUUUUCAGCUUCUUAUGGAUGAAGAUUAUCUGAAUGAGAAAGAUACUUUCCUGCUAGCUGAACUGUUAUACAGAAUUAAAUACCACUCCCUGCUCAGUCUCCUGGGCUAUACCAAGGAGAAAGUGCAAGCAUGUCUGCGUGAGAAGGGAAAAGUGUCUGUGUACAGGCAGAUGCUGUAUGAAUUGUCAGAGAACAUUACCAAUGAGAUGUUGCAGGAAAUUGUAUUCUUCCUGAGAAACCAUCUUCCAAAGCGACACAGAACUAUUUCUGCUUUGGAGUUGCUGAUUUUAUUGGAAAAACAGGGUCUUUUAACUGAAAACAAUGUGCAGACACUGGAGGAAGUCUUUAGAAAUGUUUCACCUGAUCUCCUGGAAACAGUGAACUGCUACAGAAUGGCAAAUGUGUCUCUGUCUGAGCAGGAGAAUGCUCUUCCAGUCAAGGAAUCUUCACCAUCUUACGCUGUAGGCAUCAGAGUUUCCAGUUCCCCUCAGGAGACCUCAAUCAAAUUUGUCAGUUCCAAUAUCCGUGAUCAUUAUGUUGAAGAACCUGGGAGCCCAUGGGAAUCUGCUGGAAAUGUGAGCUCUGUACCUGGCAGGCAAGAUAACAGAGUGCCUAAUCUUACACAAGUCUUCUCUGAAACAAACCUGCAGCUGUCUGGAGGAUUCAGUGGUGUAGAAAAUGAAUCCAAGGUGUCAACUUACAAAAUGGAUGGGCCACAGAGAGGAAUUUGUCUUGUUAUUAAUAAUGUUAAAUUUGAUGGGAUUCUUCAAGAGAGAAAGGGUUCUUAUAAAGAUGCCUGGGAACUGGAGAAAGUAUUCAAAUGGCUUGGUCUGGAUGUGAGGACUUACAAAAAUCAGACAUCUGAUCAGAUUAAAGAACUGAUGCAAGCAUGGCAGCGUUCAGAAGACCACAAGGAUAGGGACUGUUUUGUUUGUUGCAUUCUGUCUCAUGGAGAGUCAGGAGCAGUCUAUGGGAGAGAUGGGAAGCUUGUAUCAAUCCGCACUAUCAUGACCUACUUCACUGCCAAACAAUGUCCACAGUUGACUGAAAAACCCAAACUAUUCUUUAUCCAAGCAUGCCAGGGUAAAGAGAUACAGCGUCCUGUCUAUGUUGAAACUGAUGCACGAGUUCCUGACUUCUCUUCUGUACAACAGAGCAUUUCUCCUUCUGAAAGUAUUCCUGAAGAGGCUGAUUUCCUUCUAGGCAUGGCCACAAUUGAUGGAUAUGCUUCUUUCCGACAUGUUCAAGAGGGUACUUGGUAUAUUCAGGCCUUGUGCAGCAAGCUACAGUCGUUGGUACCGAGGGGUGAAGAUAUUUUGUCCAUCCUUACGGAAGUUAAUGAAGAUGUUAGCAAGCGUGUUGACCGUUGUGGGACAAGGAAGCAAAUGCCGCAGCCAGCAUAUACCUUAAGAAGAAAACUUAUAUUCCCAAUACCUAGAGACCCUCCUCCUUCACAGUGACAUUGAGACUUUUUUAAUACAUCCUUUUGUCAGUAUGUCUCUCUAAAUGCAAUUCACAACAUUUUUUAAGGUAGUUACUGACUCCUCAGGAACUGUUGGUGUCAAGGCAAGGCCUCUCUUUUUUUUUUUUUUUCUUCCAGAGAAACUUUGAAGCUGAGUUGGAAGAGAUGCAGUUAACACAAUCACUGUGCCAGCUAUUUACAUCAUCUGUAUAUUCAGAAUUUUCAAGGAUGGGAGAAGCAAGUUUCUAUGAUGUUAAGCAUUUUUAUCUAAAUAAGGAUGUUAACAGUCUGGUUUAGACUCAUAAAAUUUUAUUUUGCAUACUAAUAAUGCUUAAACCUACUUCUAAAACCAUAAGCUGUGUUCAUGGAGAAAGGCAAAGGUAGGAAUGAGGAAGAGAAAGUUCGAGUAGAAGGUGGAGGAGAAUUUUUUCUUUCAUUCCUAACUUAGAUCACUUAUAACUACUGAAAAUCACUUCAUUUUUUUUUUUUUUUUUUUUUUUGCUGUACACACUGAUACCCUCUAAUAGCUAACAUCAACUCGCAUACAGGAUGUUUCCAAGACUCAGUAUAGACAAAAUGCUACAGUAUUCCCUCUGUGAAACCUUGUUAACCCUCAUUUCCACAGGCAAGUUAGCGUGGAACAGCUGAGCACUACGAAAUGAUAAUAUUCAGCAUUGUAUCUGCAUACAUUGAUCAGUCUGAUUAACUGGAAACAUUAAAUUUUCUGAUUUCUUAUUUUAAGAUACAAAAUGCAUUCAUAUGGGACAGAAGGCUCUUUAUUAAGCUUCUAGCAGAGUAUGUUUUAGAGUUAACCAAAAUAAGGUGAUGUUAUUUUGUUAGAGGUGUUUACUAUGUGUAUCUGUGUCCUUCCUGUUUGUUGCUGAGUUUAAUUUAUACUUCUUUUUAAGAACAUGGGAGUGGGGGAAGAAAGUAGUAAUAAAAAUUUUGUACAGGGCUAAAGCUUA
This is a messenger RNA of Tympanuchus pallidicinctus (lesser prairie-chicken), 2845 nucleotides long. RefSeq names its product caspase-10-like. The record is from RefSeq and is a predicted model, not a curated record. Gene Ontology annotation, molecular function: protein binding. Gene Ontology annotation, biological process: proteolysis; negative regulation of extrinsic apoptotic signaling pathway via death domain receptors. NCBI's taxonomy places the organism in Eukaryota, Metazoa, Chordata, Aves, Galliformes, Phasianidae. The transcript is spliced from 12 exons. Bases 271 to 1878 code for a protein of 535 amino acids.